AUUCACUAAUCACCAGAAACUUUUCCUCACAGACACGCACGCUGCUUGAUUCAAAAGUAGUACAUACAAGAUUCUUCGCUCAUAGGGUUUAUACUCCAACAUCAUCUGUCUUUGAAAUAACCACAGAUAAUUCAGGUUUUUCCAUGGCGACCGAACCCAAAGCAGUCACUGAGGACGUCAAGAUCGAUCUCUUCGAAGACGAUGAUGAGUUUGAAGAGUUUGAAAUCAAUGAAGAGUGGGAUGACAAAGAGGAAGGAAAAGAAGUGACUCAGCAGUGGGAGGAUGAUUGGGAUGAUGAUGAUGUUAGUGAUGAUUUCUCUCUCCAGUUGAAAAGGGAGUUGGAGAGCAACACUAAUAAGAAUUAAAUCACCUGCUAGUUAUUAUUGCUUGAUAUAACAUGUUAUAUGACUUGGGUGUUUAAGCUCUAGGAAGGAAAUGAAAAUUAUGCCUUGUUAGGAAGGAAAUGUAAGACUGUAAGAACAGAAUAGGGACAGUAUUUCUGUUCUUGAAUAUCUGCAUAGAAGUUAAUGAGUGCUUGUACUUAAAUUGAAUUAUGUACAAGGCUUUAAGAUUUGAUUUACAAUCUCAAAUUAUUUGCAUUAUUUUCAUUUUGGGGUUGGGUGGGUGUGCUUUUCUAUGAACAAUUCUGGCAUAAAGUGCAGUUGAGUUCACA
Molecule: messenger RNA, 673 nt
Organism: Glycine soja
Lineage: Eukaryota; Viridiplantae; Streptophyta; Magnoliopsida; Fabales; Fabaceae
Product: protein DSS1 HOMOLOG ON CHROMOSOME V-like
Exons: 3
Coding region: 144-365 (73 amino acids)
Biological process (GO): proteasome assembly; double-strand break repair via homologous recombination; mRNA export from nucleus
Cellular component (GO): proteasome complex; proteasome regulatory particle, lid subcomplex
Source: RefSeq, a predicted model, not a curated record